AUGCUCUUAUGCCAAUCCUCCACUCUGCCUAAUUCCUCUUCAACUGUUGUUUCAAUGGAGUACGUUAAGUAUGAACCAGAGUACAACCCAGAAGCCAUAAAAAAUUACUAUUCAAGUGGCGUUCAAAUAGGCAGAAGCAAGAAUCCAGAUAUCAAAGCUAAAAUCAUGAAAGCAAAAAAUCAUCUCUCUGCACUCGGUUGGACUUUCUUCUACCUCUGGAAGAAACCCAAUCGUCGAGAACUUCGGUAUUGUUCUCCGAAAGGUAAAACUUAUAUCUCCCUCCGAACAGCCUGUGGAUCUCUCAUUGAUCAUCAAGAUCAUCACGAUCUUGACGUGAGUAGUUCCAUAAUCGAAGAAGGUACAAAACAGGAUACGAAAUUGGUGAAUAGCGAUGAGUCAGUGAUCAGCAAUAGUCGACCCAAGAAAAGGAUUCGGAUAGAAGAUGUUGAAAGUUCGUAUUUCCGUCAACAGAGUGAAGAAUCGGUUGGGAACAGUAAUGAUUCGGGUAUUGUUGACGAUGAUGAAAAGAAAGAGGGUAUUCUGAGAAAUUGUUCAGGAAAAGCUCUUCGUGAGAUUAAGAAAUUGAAGGAAUCCGGGAAGAAAAGAAAAGAGUUUAAACCCAAGAAACGAAUACGAAAGGUGAAACCUUCUUCUGUGAGCCGCAGGUGCCCUCUUUCUUCCCUAAUCCAAAGAAAAAUUGUGUUAAGUGGUUCAAGAGUCGCUUAUCUUAACAGACUAGAUGAUCAUAUUAUGGCAUCCGGGCGUAUAUAUGAGAAGGGGAUUCAGUGUGAUUGUUGUAAUAUGUUUUUUCUUCUAAGCAAAUUCGAGUCUCAUGCUGGAAGUACAUAUCGUAGACCAUCAGCCAGGAUAUUUCUAGAUGAUGGGAGGUCUCUUUUGGAUUGUCAGACACAGUUAAACCUAGAAACCGAAGUUGAUACAGUCACUAAAUCGACAAAAUCAUCUGAUCAUGCGAUAUCUGGCCAAGAUGAGUUUUGUUCUUUUUGCAAUGAUGGGGGUGAUUUAUUGUUAUGUGAUUCUUGUCCUUCUUCUUAUCAUUCAUCUUGCAUUGGAUUGAAUGGAGUUCCUGAUUCUGAGUACUGGUUCUGCCCAUCUUGCUGUUGUGGGAUUUGUCUUCAAGGUCAUGAUCAUGACCAAAUUACGUGUGAACAAUGUGAGCGCCAUUUCCACAUUGAUUGCCUGAAAAAAGAAGUGCUCUCAAUGUCUUCUGAUGGUAAUAAAACGUUCUGUUCUAAAAAAUGUGAAGGAAUAUCUUCGGGCCUAAUGGGGAUUUCUGGCAUAUCGAUUCCAUUAACAACGAACAACCUGAGUUGGAGUUUAUUGAAGAUGGUGAGUGAUGAUAACAACAUAAAGGAAGAAUAUACAGAAACUUAUAGCAAACUAAACUUGGCAUUAGAAGUGAUGAAUGAGUGUUUCGAACCUGUACAGCAUCCGUGGUCCAAUAAUGAUGUGGUUGAAGACGUUAUCUUUAAUAGAUGUUCAAAAAAGUCGAAUUUCAAAGGGUUCUUUACAGCGGUUUUGGAGAGAGAUGAGGAAGUGAUAUCGGUGGUUAUAGUGCGAGUUCAUGGUAGUAAAAUGGCGGAGAUUCCAUUUGUUGCCACAAGAUUCCAGUACAGGCGACUAGGGAUGUGUAGCAUGUUGAUGGAUGAGCUGGAAUGGAAAUUGGGAGAGUUGGGUGUUGAGAAGCUUGUUUUGCCUGCGGUUCCUGAUAUGGUUAGUACUUGGACUCAAGCAUUUGGAUUCAAGAUGAUGACAGAUUCAGAACGAUUGAGCCUUGUUGAAUGCAAGAUCCUUGAUUUUCCGGGUACGGUGAAAUGUCAGAAAAUCUUGAAGAGAAUGUGA
Messenger RNA from Lactuca virosa, 1860 nucleotides. NCBI's taxonomy places the organism in Eukaryota, Viridiplantae, Streptophyta, Magnoliopsida, Asterales, Asteraceae. The record is from the annotation of a GenBank genome assembly.